This is a messenger RNA of Oppia nitens, 2387 nucleotides long. RefSeq names its product sodium/myo-inositol cotransporter-like. Gene Ontology annotation, biological process: transmembrane transport. The transcript has 13 exons. The record is from RefSeq and is a predicted model, not a curated record. The coding region runs from base 307 to 2340 and encodes 677 amino acids. Gene Ontology annotation, molecular function: D-glucose:sodium symporter activity. Lineage: Eukaryota; Metazoa; Arthropoda; Arachnida; Sarcoptiformes; Oppiidae. Gene Ontology annotation, cellular component: plasma membrane.
ACAUAACUGCUGUCUAUAUAAACUGAAUAAUAAUACUGUCGGCUAUUUUGUAGAUGGUUUGGUUGGUCUGAUUGGUUUGAAUGGAUUGGUUGCUUAGUUAUAAUUUUUUGGAAAUUUUCCACUCAUUUAUUGAAUGUAUUUCUCUUAAGUGCCUCUCAUAAGAGUUUAGUUUCAUCUCUUAUCCAAAAUUUUUGUCAAUGAUUUUUGUCAAUGAUUUUUGUCAAUGAAUUUUGUCAAUGAUUUUUUCAUAAUUAAGUUAUUAUUUUAAAUUUGUAUGAUUUAUUAAAUAUAUAAACAAUUGCUGAGAUGUCCUCUCUAUCAAUUGGUCCGAUAGUAAAGGUGUUAAACGGCACAACAUUUAAUGAUUCGCCGAAUGCCAAGAGUCUGGAUGGCGGAGACAUUAGUGUUGUGGUCGUCUACUUCAUGCUAGUGUUGGCCACAGGUUUCUAUGCUAUGUAUCGAUCAAAUAGGGGAACAGUUAAUGGAUAUUUUUUGGCCGGACGUUUCAUGAUUUGGCUUCCGGUGGGAGCUUCUGUAUUUGCAUCGAAUAUAGGUUCUGAACAUUUCAUUGGAUUAGCUGGAUCAGGUGCUGCUUCUGGAAUAGGUGUCGGAGCUUUUGAAUUCAAUGCUUUAAUUAUCCUUCAAAUUACUGGUUGGAUAUUUCUUCCUGUGUUUAUAGCCAGCAAAGUUUGUACUCUUCCUGAAUAUAUGUCAAAACGUUUUGGUGGAAACAGAAUCCGGACUUAUUUGGCUAUUCUGUCAAUGCUUCUCUAUAUAUUUACAAAAAUAUCGGUUAAUCUAUAUUCUGGCGGAAUAUUCAUUCAACAAGCGUUGGGUUGGAAUCUAUAUUAUAGUGUUAUAUUGUUGUUAGCCAUUACAUCCAUUUGCACUAUUUGUGGUGGACUUACAGCGGUUAUAUAUACCGAUACAUUUCAAUGUUUAGUUAUGAUUGUUGGCGCUUCAGUGGUUGCUAUCAAAGGUCUGAUAGAAGUGGGAGGGUUUUGGGAAUUAAAAGAUAAGUAUAUGAAAGCAAUUCCGUCUACAAUACCCUCCCAUAAGAUGGGUUGUGCCGUUCCUAAAGAAAACUCGUUUCAAAUGUUACGAUCACUGGACGACCCGGACAUGCCUUGGCUCGGCUUUAUAUUGGGUCAGACACCCGCUUCAAUUUGGUAUUGGUGUGCCGACCAAAUGAUGGUUCAAAGACUAUUAGCUGCAAAGUCACUAUCACACGCUCAGGGAGGCACUCUAUUUGCCGGAUUCCUCAAAAUAACUCCAGUAUUUUUGAUAAUAAUUCCCGGAAUGAUCAGUAGAGUCCUAUAUCCCGAUGAGGUGGCCUGUGUUGAUGCCGACAAAUGUAUGCAAUACUGCAAUAAUCCGAUUAGUUGUUCCAACACAGCUUAUCCUAAACUUGUACUCAACAUAAUGCCCAGUCCUUUCAAAGGACUUAUUCUGGCAGUAAUGUUGGCCGCAUUGAUGAGUGAUUUGUCGUCAGUGUUUAAUAGUUCGAGUACAUUAUUCACGUGUGAUAUUUGGCCACUGAUUCGCAAAAAUGCAAAACUGGCGGAAUUGAUGAUUGUUGGCCGAUGUUUUGUGAUAGUAAUGGUUGUGAUUAGCAUACUUUGGAUCCCAAUAAUCCAAGAGAUGCAAAAUGGUGAGCUUUACAUUUACAUUCAGGACAUUGCGGCCAAUUUGGCGCCGCCGAUAGCGGCCGUAUAUAUUUUGGCCAUACUUUGGAAGAGAAUCAAUGAAAGCGGAGCCUUUUGGGCGCUAAUAAUUGGACUCAUCGCUGGUAUAAUAAGACUAAUUGUAAAUAUUAUUUAUAUACAACCGUCUUGUGGUGAAGUGGAUACUCAUCCAGAGAUACUUAAGAUUCAUUACAUGUAUUUCGCAAUAAUUGUCUUUUGGUUAUCCAUAAUAUCUGCAAUUAUUAUCAGUUAUAUAACCGAACAAACUGAAGAAUAUCGACUGAUCCGAACUACAUAUUGGACACGAUUUGAUAAUAGAGAGCGAACCGAUGAAAUUGUGACAAAUAUUAGUCAAAUCGAGAGACAGAAUAUAAAUACAACUCAGUAUAGUAACGGACAAACUAUGGCAUCUGAUGUGGAUUUUAUCAAAAAAUUAAAAAAGAAAUCAUACACUAAAAUAUUCUUUAUGUGGUUUUGUGGUAUUAAUCAAAAACAGACAAAAGAUGAGUCUAUGAAAGAAGCGGAAAAUAUCAAACAAAUUUCAUCCAUUCAUCAGACAAAACAAGAAAAACGAUUACUUUUUAUUUGUCUGAUAAUUGUCUUAUCCAUAGCUAUCACUCUUUUCACUUAUUUUUCACUUCCUUCCAAUAUUUAAUAUAUUUUUUUAUAAAUUGUUAAGUUAUUAUAUAAUAUUUAAGUUAU